GGAGGGCAUGAUUGGCUGCAUCAAUAUCUACAAGAAGGCAACCUUUGUACAGUGGCACAUCCACCUGAGUAAGCUUUGUUUGGUGGCGACGGGAUCAGACGGUUCGCUAGCUGCAUUCCUGCUCGGGGUCAUCCAGCUUGCCUCUUCUGCCCCCUGGAGGAUUUUCGAGACAGCUCGGUUCCAGCAGUCGGGAAAAAUUCACUUCGUAAUAUGCAAUAAACUAAAAGCUAAAGGAAAGAGUUGGUCGACAGGGCAGAGGAUUUAUGCCCAGGAGAACCUUUCACUUAUCUCUCCCAGUUAGGCAGGCGGCGGCAGCCGUGGCGGCAAGUCCGGGCGUCGGAGCAACCCAGAUAAAAAGAAAACAAAGAUAACACAAAUAGCGGGAUACUAAAAGACAGCCAGCAGAUCAUUAAAACUCACGGAUAAAAACAAGGGAGGAUAAAAACCUCUUAAAACAACUUAAAACUUUGAUAAGGCUAUGGGCAACAGAUGGAGCAACUGGUACCCCCCAGCAGCCCUGGUGAUUCUGAGCAUGUUCUCCCUCACAGCCCUGCUCCUCAUUGUGGUGGGAAACCACAAUGUCACACUGCCUCCAGACAAUAAGUACGGGCUGGUGUUUGAUGCGGGCUCAUCCCACACCUCGCUCUUCGUCUACCAGUGGCCAAUGGACAAAGAGAACAACACAGGCGUGGUCAGCCAAACCUUCUCCUGUCAUGUCAAUGGGAGCGGGAUAUCAAGUUAUGCCAAAAACCCUCCGCAGGCAGGUGCCUCCCUCAAGGAAUGCCUGGAUGCUGCUAUGACCGUGAUCCCCCCAGAAAGGCAGCAGGAGACGCCAGCUUACCUGGGAGCCACAGCCGGCAUGAGACUGUUGAGAAUGGAGAAUGAGUCUGCAUCAAAACAAGUUCUGGAAGAAGUUGGCAAGACUAUCAAGCAGUAUCCUGUGAGUUUCCGAGGUGCUCAAAUCAUCAGUGGAGAGGACGAAGGUGCUUACGGCUGGAUCACCAUCAACUAUCUGUUGGACUCCUUCACCAAGUAUUCUGCUAAAGACAGAGAAUGGAUUCACCCCACUUCAACCAAUAUAUUGGGCGCAUUGGAUCUCGGAGGGGCAUCGACCCAGAUUAGUUUUGUUCCAGCUGGCAAGAUCACUGAUCCAAAUGAAGCCGCUCACUUCCGACUCUAUGGGUUUGAUUACACCAUCUAUACCCACAGCUACCUGUGCUAUGGUCAGAACCAAGCCCUCCAGCACCUGACCCGGAUUAUAAUCAAUUCAAGCUCAUCGGAUCGGGUCGAUCAUCCUUGCUACCCAGAAGGCUACAUUUCAUCCUUUACAACUGCGUCUGUCUAUAGCAGUCCGUGUGCCAAGCAAUCAAUGCCACCUCCAGCCUCGAAGAACUUUACUCUGGUGGGCACAGGCAAUGCCACCCUGUGCCGGGAAACCUUCAAGAGUAUUUUCAACUUCUCAAAAAACUGCAAAUAUAAUGAUUCCUGUGGUUUCAACGGGGUCUACCAGCCUAAGGUCAACGGGAAAUUUCUGGCUUUUUCUGCCUAUUACUAUACCUUCAAUUUUCUGAACUUGACUGAAACUCAGCCACUGGCCACUGUUGAAGAUACUAUCAAGACGUUCUGUGCCAGGAAAUGGGAUGAAUUGAAAUCCAGUUACUCCAGCGAGAAGGAGGACCAUCUGAAAAACUACUGUGCUAGUGCCAACUACAUCCUUACUAUCUUGCUGGACGGUUAUGGCUUUCGAACGGACACCUGGAACAACAUUGCCUUCCGGAUGCGGGCUGCCAACUCGGAAAUUGGCUGGACUCUGGGCUACAUGCUGAACCUCACCAAUAUGAUCCCCGCAGAGGCCCCCCGACAGCUGAGAGGGCACGAGGAAGGGGUGUGGGCAGCCAGCAUUUUCUUCAUUGCCGCUGUGUUGGCAAUCUGUAUUGCCUUGCUGGUCAUGUAUUUACUGCGCUGAGAGAAAGGGGCUGCAUUUUGGACUGUUCACCUCCCCGCAGCCUCUGUGUGGGUUAGGGUGGGGCAGUCAGCACCAGCCCCUCAGUGGACCCACAAGCAAGCAAACACUAAACAGAUUGGCAGGCGCCACCAAGCCAGACCAGCUUCAACUCUCUAAGACCCAAUGGGACAAACAUACACUACUUGCCCAACUAACACUGAUUAUGCCUUUUCUUUUCAGAAGUACAUGCAGUAUAUAAUUUAUUGUACCGCAAUCCCCCCUCCCCAGCAGUAUAUUAGCUAUGUAAACCAUAAAGUCCCUGGUUCGAAACUUAUCUCUUCCGUGAGCUGUUGCAAAGGCCAGAGGCAAGCUGCUUUCUUUCUCAUCAAACCCCCCCCCCCCAAAAAAAAUAUGGGGUGAUGAUAAAACUGUUCUGUGUUGCAGGAAUCUCCUAAGACUCACUGGGCAUAAUGGAGGUAGGGUUUUGACCCCCCUCGAAAACACUCUAGCAAUAUUAUUAUUAAUGAAAAUUAAUUGUAAUAGGAAUGAAUUUACAAGUACUACUAAUAUUGUUUCUCAUCCGCUGUUUACUGGACCAGUAGUUCACUGGUGCCAACCUGUGGGGCCCAUGCAAGCAACUGGCAAAUGCAGAUGCCUGCCUUGGUGGGCAAGAGGGCAGGACUUCAAGGCUGCUUAUCAGGUCUUAAGAUUGAUCUUGGCACCAAGGUGAGAGACCAGUUUAAAGCAGAUGAUAGAUUCUCAGGCAAAGGAAUUGCAGGGUGCCAGGAGUCAGUCGGACAGGAGCUACAGUGGUCUGAUUCAGGCCUGGAAGAGGAACUGCCUGGGAUGGGAUCCCCAAAGAUGCAACUACGGACAAAAAAAGCGUACUAGAAACACCAUGCAAACACUGUAAAUACUUGGGGGAGUUGAUUCUAUGGGGCUGGUUCUCAUCUCCCUGUUGUGGACAACUAGUUACAUUCUUUCUUUCUUUUUUGCACCAAAAUAUUUUUGUGGGUGAAAGGAUCUCUCUCAACCCCAUCAGGAACAAACUUUCCACAAGACUUAAGGCAUGUGCAGGCUGUCUUCAUUUUCCAGUUGGGAUUCCAUCACAUACCAGCAAAAUUCAAAUUUGAAAUGAAAUUGAAUAUGAAAUACUUGGGCAACAAAAAGAGACCUGGACUUUUUGUAGCAAGAAAUGCGAUGGGAAAAUGCGUGGGAUAGCACUUACAUGACCCAACACCAUAGAAAUUCCCUGCAAACAAAUUGGAAUGAGUGUGCAAUAAACAGUUGGACACUGUAUGACCUCCCUGCGAACUCUGCACAAACAAAUCAGGACAAAUGUUCAAUAAACAGGUCAUCAGGAACUGACCUCACAGUG
This is a messenger RNA of Podarcis muralis (Common wall lizard), 3323 nucleotides long. RefSeq names its product ectonucleoside triphosphate diphosphohydrolase 8 (gene ENTPD8). Gene Ontology annotation, molecular function: GDP phosphatase activity; UDP phosphatase activity; ribonucleoside triphosphate phosphatase activity. NCBI's taxonomy places the organism in Eukaryota, Metazoa, Chordata, Lepidosauria, Squamata, Lacertidae. The record is from RefSeq and is a predicted model, not a curated record. Gene Ontology annotation, biological process: nucleoside diphosphate catabolic process. Gene Ontology annotation, cellular component: plasma membrane.